AUGGUGCUGAUAGCUGCGGUUCGUGAUUACGUCAACAAGAUUCUCAACGACGUCAGCGGGCCUAAAGUCUUGAUUCUUGACGCAGAAACGCUGCCUAUAGUCAGCCUCGUUUUAACGCAAUCCGAGAUUCUCCACCGCGACGUCGUUCUUGUAGAGAAGGUUGACUCUAAAGGAGGCAGCGGCAGCAGCGGCAGUGGGGGCGGCAGCAGGGGAGAGUCAGGGGGGAGCGGAGCGGAGCCUAUGCCACAUCUUAAAGCCGUGUGCAUCCUAAGGCCGACUGGGGAGAACGCGAACCACUUAAAGCGGCACCUUAGGAACCCCAGAUUCGGGGAGUACCAUCUGUUCUUCACCAACAUUCUCAACAACACACUUAUCCAUGUUCUUGCUGACGCGGACGCACAAGAGGCAGUGGUGCAAGUACAGGAGUACUAUUUGGAUUUCUUUGCCCUGGACGCCUAUCACUUCACGCUGCACGUGCCUCUCAACGUCUACUCCUUCGUCUCCGCCACUGUCGACCUGCACAACACACAGAGGGUGGCUGAGCGCUCAGUGGACGCGCUGUUGGCGCUCUGCUUGAGCCUCAAGAAGCGCCCGUCUAUCCGGUUUCAGCGGGGGUCGGAGCUGGCGAGAAGGGUGGCGCAUGAAACAGGGCGCAUCAUGUACGAAGCAGAGAAGCCUCUCUUUGACUUCAGACGCACGGACGCCCUGCCGCUGCUGCUGGUGGUUGACAGGAGGGAUGACCCGGUUUCCCCGUUACUCACCCAGUGGACUUACCAGGCGAUGGUGCACGAGCUGAUAGGCAUUGAGAGCAACAAGGUGGAUCUCAGUCACGUGGCCAACGUGAGCCCUGACCAGAGGGAGGUGGUGCUGGCAGCGGGGGAGGACGAGUUCUUCAAGCGGCACAUGUAUGACAACUUUGGGGACGUGGGGAGUGCCGUGGCGAAACUGGUCUCGGACUUACAGAGCAAGGACCGGCGGAACAAAGGGAUUCAAACGCUCGACGACAUGGCAGCAGUGCUCGAGUCGUACCCCGAGUACCGCAGGCAGGCGGGGAACGUGGCCAAACACGUGGCGAUUAUGACAGAGCUGCAGCGCGUGGUGGGGAGCAGGAAGCUGAUGGCUGUGUCUGAAGUGGAGCAGGAGCUGGCAUGCACGUCAGGGCAGACUGCUACCUUUGAGGCAGUAGCGGCCAAGCUAGCAUCUCAAGACAUAGCAGAGGUGGAUAAGCUGCGGCUGGUGAUGCUGUAUGCCCUGCGGUACGAGGAGGACAGCCCGCGGCACCUGCAGGCGCUUAUCAACAAGUUCAGUGACGUGUGCCGCAACUCCAAGUACAAGGCCGGGCUGGUAUACACGCUGCUGCGCCAGUUCGGAUCAAAGAGGAGAGUAGCCGAUCUGUACGGCAGCAGGGACCUGCUCAAUAUGGUGGCAAGAAAUGUGAAGCGAGGGCUCACGGGCGUGGAGAAUGUAUACACGCAGCACCAGCCGCUCAUAGCCCAGAUCAUCGAUGCUGCCACCAAGGGGCGGCUGAGCGAGGCGGAUUACCCCUUUAUCUCAGGGAAUUUCCAGCAGUCCAGGUCCCAAGAUUUGAUUGUGUUUGUGGUGGGCGGCACAACCUAUGAGGAGGCGCGAGCAGUGGCACUGUUCAAUGCGGCCAAUCCAAACACGCGGGUUGUCCUGGGCGGCACUGCGCUACUCAACUCGACCAGGUUUAUAGAGGAAAUCGCAGAGCUGAAUCAUUUGGAGGCAACUACAGGUUUGGACUAA
This is a messenger RNA of Closterium sp. Naga37s-1, 1764 nucleotides long. The record is from the annotation of a GenBank genome assembly. NCBI's taxonomy places the organism in Eukaryota, Viridiplantae, Streptophyta, Zygnematophyceae, Desmidiales, Closteriaceae.